Peronospora matthiolae is the source of this 465-nucleotide messenger RNA. Lineage: Eukaryota; Oomycota; Peronosporomycetes; Peronosporales; Peronosporaceae. The record is from the annotation of a GenBank genome assembly.
AUGGUUGUGCUACAUCAUAAUGAGCUGGACCGCUUCUUAUGGGGGUCAGCGUCGGUAGUCGGUCGAUCGCGAUCCACCGAUGUCGCUGUCUACAUCCAGUUUGCCGUGGUGGGUUGCCUUGGUGUGGCUGUCAUUUUGGACUACGAUAAGCCCGAAUCAGCGCGCUUAGCCGCAGCAACGGCUGUGCAGAUGAUCUAUUUACGCAGCACGGAGCUGUUUGUCCGUUUGGCAUUGUUCGUGUCGGUCAUAGUGCUCUACGGCGACAUUUUUGUGCCAAUAUGCAACUUUCACAAGACUGGAGACGUUCAACUACUACCCGCCGCAAAGCUCGUGUUGCACUGUAUCUGGAUGUGGAACAUGAUACGCCUUUUGUUCACAAUUUUCCAGUCAGGGGCCAUCCCACAGCGUGAACGGAAACACCGUCUGGCGUCAAGCACCGUUAAACGUUCUUUUGUAAAGCUGUAA